AUGUCGUUUGUCUCCUCAAAGAUAUUUGCUAUUACAGGUGGCGCGUCCGGAAUUGGAGCAGCAACAUGCCGUCUACUUGCGAAGAGAGGAGCAGCUACUCUCUGUGUUGGAGAUCUCUGCAGUGAAAACAUGAAACUACUGGAGAAAGAUAUUAAAAAAAUCAACCCAGACACAAAGGUCCAUUGCACAGUCUUAGAUGUAUCAUCCUCGUCAAAUGUUGAUGAAUGGAUACAAGACAUUAUUACCACGUUUGGAGACCUUCAUGGAGCAGCCAACAUUGCAGGCAUUGCUCAAGGUGCCGGUUUGCGGCAGGCUCCUACCAUCCUGGAAGACGACGAUCAGCAAUGGAAGAAGGUAUUCCAGGUAAAUCUGGACGGUGUUCUUUAUUCCACCCGAGCACAAGUCCGGGCUAUGAAGGAAUUUUCAUCGACGAACCCUGGAGACCGAAGCAUUGUCAAUGUGGCCAGUAUAGCAUCGAUGUCUCACAUGCCUGAUGUCUUUGCCUACGGGACUUCGAAAGCAGGAUGUGCCUAUUUCACUACUUUUGAAGUAACACUCUUUGCCCUCGGGUACUUUUCUAACAUCAUGGGAAUGCUUGAAGGAAUCACAAGGACGCCGAUGCUGCCAAGAUUUGUACCGAGUGCGAAAACUCAAGAGGAGGUUGAAGAGACCUACAAGAAAGAGGGCUUCUCUGUUAUUGAAGCCGAUGACGUUGCGCGGACUAUCGUGUGGCUGUUGAGUGAAGACUCCCGUCCCGUCUUCGGAGCGAAUAUCAAUGUUGGCGCCUGUAUGCCUUGA
Molecule: messenger RNA, 798 nt
Organism: Trichophyton verrucosum HKI 0517
Lineage: Eukaryota; Fungi; Ascomycota; Eurotiomycetes; Onygenales; Arthrodermataceae
Product: oxidoreductase, short-chain dehydrogenase/reductase family
Exons: 2
Coding region: 1-798 (265 amino acids)
Source: RefSeq, a predicted model, not a curated record